AUGUCUAACUACACGUUCGACUACAUAAUAAUCGGGGGCGGGCUGGCUGGCUGCACUCUGGCUGCUAGAUUACACGAGAAAGACGGCUCAACCCAGAUCCUCAUCAUUGAGGCGGGUUCAGAUGUCACUAAUCAUCCUCUGACCCAGUCGCCUCUUGCAUGCUUUGGCGCCCACAACUCCCCUCUUGACUGGGCCUACACCACCGUGCCUCAGGCUCAUCUUGAUAAUCGGCAAUGCUACAACAGUGCUGGCAAAGCUCUUGGAGGUUGCUCCGCAACCAACUACGGAACAUGGACCCGUGGAAGUGCUGCAGACUACAACCGCUGGGGCGAAAUAGUGGGGGAUAAAGGCUGGAGUUAUGAAGGCCUCUUGCCAUAUUUUAAGAAAACGGAGACGCACUUCGACCGCAAUACCGACCAGAGCGCUCAUGGUUUGAGUGGACCGAUACAAAAUGUAUCUAUUUCCGUGAGCAGCCCGGAUCGAAAAUACCCGUUAAGGGAACCGCUAAAGGCAGCAUGGAACCGAAUAGGCGUUGAGUCUGUAGAUGAUGCCAAUGCAGGUUCACCAUUAGGUUUGGGAGAAUUGGUCGAGAACUGGCGCGGUGGACAACGCCAAAUUGCCAGCGAAGCAUAUGGUAUUAAAAAUUUGUCAGGCAUUACUAUUCUUACUGAGACGAUGGUACAGCGUGUGGUCAUUGGUAAUUCUGACGGCAAGAAAGUAGCAAAUGGAGUUGAGGUCGUAGGAGGCCAGGUCUACAACGCAAAAAAGGAAGUUAUUGUGUCGUCAGGUGUUUAUCGAACGCCACAAGUACUCAUGCUUUCGGGAAUUGGGCCCCAUGAAGAACUUUCAAAACACAAUAUCACAGAAGUCGUCAAUGUACCUGAGGUUGGGCGCAAUUUUCACGACCAUUUUGCAUUCGUACAGUGGUGGAAGCUACGCCAUCCUGAAAGAGGGCUGUCGGUGGGCACCCCAUUGUGGCAUAGCCCAGCAUAUGCAAUAGGGCUGCCUUGUGACUGGGUUGCAACGCUGCAAGCGCCACGCGACGACUUGAUUAGGGCACUGCAGCGAGACGGAGAAACGGAUAUCGAGAGAAAUCCUUAUUUAGCACCUGAUUCUUGUCACUUAGAGACGCUCAUUGUUUAUGCGCCUGCAGGCGCGGCUAUUUCCCAAGUACCUAUCCCAAUGGAUGGCACACAUAUCGCAUCGGCUGUCUUGGGCAUGUCACCAACUUCAAGGGGUCGCAUAACGCUCGCAUCAGCGGAUGCAUCCACACCUCCCCUUAUCGAUCCAAACUACUACGCCACGGAAUUUGAUCGCGCAACGCUUCGUGCUGGUAUCCGACAAGUUACCAAACUUCUCUUAGAAACACCGGAAGGCAAAGAUAUAGUUGAGUCUCAAGUGCCGACGCACGGUUUCCCAGCUCUUGUAGCUCAGUCUAGAGAUGAGGAAAUUGAUGCUCAAGUGAAAGUAAACGGCAACACAUUCUACCAUCCAGCUGGGUCAGCCGCGAUGGGCAAGGUCGUUGAUACAAGUCUCCGUGUCAGGGGUGUUGAAAACCUGAGAAUUGUAGACGCAAGUAUUCUGCCAUUGCCUGUGACUGCACACUACCAAGCAUUGGUAUAUGCCAUUGCCGAGAAGGCGGCGGAUCUUAUUCAUAGUUAG
This is a messenger RNA of Talaromyces proteolyticus, 1662 nucleotides long. RefSeq lists its product as uncharacterized. The record is from RefSeq and is a predicted model, not a curated record. Gene Ontology annotation, molecular function: oxidoreductase activity, acting on CH-OH group of donors; flavin adenine dinucleotide binding. Lineage: Eukaryota; Fungi; Ascomycota; Eurotiomycetes; Eurotiales; Trichocomaceae. The coding region runs from base 1 to 1662 and encodes 553 amino acids. The transcript has a single exon.